ACUUAUCGUCACGCAGGCAGGCGUCCAUUAUUGUAACCAUAACCCCUGGUUUCUUAGUGUACCAAGAGUAGAUCAAGCCCAACGCGCCAGACAGGGGAUUUGACAUGGUGUCGAUCCAUUUAACAUAUCCUUCCGCACAUGUCAGAUAAUGAAAUGUUGUCUUCUUACCUACAUGUACACUAUAGUCCAUAAGUGUGGUUCGUUGCGACGCAUGCGGUUGCUUAGUUGCUUAGAUCUAUAACGCAACUUGUACGAUAUGGCAGCAUGGUCUUCAACGAAGGCAGCAGCUAUGGCGCUUUUUUAUGCUAGCACCAUAGCUGGAUCGAGGGAUAAUCGAGUAUCACAGAUGGAAUUGGACAAAGCAGAUGCCCUUCACCCACGGGCAAGCCCAGAAUCAACAACAACGAAAAGUAUACGACCCACGAUGUCAACACCGUAUGCUGUUCCCCUCGUCACUACGUUCAUACCACCAGAGUCAUGUAAUGAGGCACAUCUUACUAUGUUGUCGCCCCCAGGUUAUUUUAUAUGGCUUAAUGAGCCUGUCCCGGUUCCAGGAACGACCUUUUCGGAUUGUUAUCCUCCUGAGUUCCUUGAGUAUUAUACGACCUAUCAUGUGAACCCAACCACUGUGGGCUCACACGUGCCAUUGAUGAGUCCGCUCGUCUGCCCUUUUGGCUGGCAGGUAGUCUCAAGAAAGGGUGAUUACCAAGCUUGCUGUCCCAGUGGUUACCAAUUCACACCCCCACAAACGGAACUGGACCCUGAUCGUCCGGCAUACGGAGGCACAUGCUAUAGCGAAUGGCCUCUGAGUAGUUCCACAUACAUAACAGUAUAUGGCUCUGCCUCUGAAUCCGGGGAGAUGUUGAUCACGGCUUCAACAUCAGGGUUCGCCAAUUAUGCGCAUGUUAUUGAUGGAAUCGUAGUUUCAACAUCGCCACCUAACUCCGAACCAUUUCAAAACCAAGGCACCGAGCACACCACGCUUGCACCAGGAGCCAUAGCUGGCAUUGUAAUUGGUGCCGUAGCAGCAGUAGGACUGGUGGCAGCGGCUUUCUUUAUAUAUGCUCAGCGUCGCCGUCGGGCAUCACGACAAGCAUCGCUUAUCCAGCCUCCCGUGGGCGGGGGUGGGGCAACACUCUCUGAUGCGGGCAACCCAAUUGUCGCUGACAAGCCACCUAGUCCCGUCACCGAGGGCGAGCAAACGCAUACCAACUUCUCCGAAAUGGAUGCAGGUAUAUAUCAUGUACAUGAACUGGAUGCUGGGUCGAUGCCCGUCGAAAAGCCUUGACCACUAAUAAUGGCAUGCGCUUGGUCAAGCGGGUGACGAUAAGUUCAACUAAGUCAGCUAUGCAGCGGGCGUACAGGUUCAUGAUAUACCAAUUAAUAAGCAGAUGUGAGGGGCGGCGUUUACCUUAUGCUGUCCUCGUAUACCUUAUCAUCGCCACCUUUAUUUCUUUUUCUUUCUUUCUUGGAAUAUACAGUUAUAC
Messenger RNA from Xylaria bambusicola, 1487 nucleotides. RefSeq lists its product as uncharacterized. The transcript is spliced from 3 exons. NCBI's taxonomy places the organism in Eukaryota, Fungi, Ascomycota, Sordariomycetes, Xylariales, Xylariaceae. The record is from RefSeq and is a predicted model, not a curated record. The coding region runs from base 257 to 1288 and encodes 343 amino acids.